AUUUAAAUCACAUUAGGCUGAUAUGGUAGCUAUUUACGUCACGAUAUUCACGAAACAUUCUUAGGGACAAGUUCAAACUCCUGAUGAUGUCUUUGUCACGUUCAUUGUUAACGGUUUUAUUAUAUCUAUUGCCUGUGAUUUCGUUCGUCGCUGUUCCAGUUCCACCUAGAUUGACUAACUGAAUGCCAGCGGUAUAUUCUAAACCAUGCUUGUGUCAACAAGAUACAACGGCAUUUGACUCACAUGAAGCUAUGUUUGAUUUUACAAGAAAAACGACGAAAUUCUUUCCAGAUAUAUAUAAAUAUUCAUGACCUAACUUUCUUUCCUAGGCUCUUAUAUUUCCAAUUUUAUUCUUAUUAUUAAUUACUAUUAUGGAACACGAAAUGUACUACUACUAUGCUAUAAAUAAUUGGCAGCCGGAGGUACAUCUCCUGCUGAGGCAAAGGUGUCGAGUCCUGUUUGUCAAAAGAGCUGCUACGUUUACCUUGCGAUGCACUUAUGGCAUCAGGCGCGUAGGUGCGACGAAUGUCGCGACGAUUACGGGUGAAAAUUAUGGCAUCUGUCAAAUGAAAGUGCGGAGUCAUCGUUCCAGUAAGAGUUGCCUCCUUACACGCCAUCUCCUACCUGAAAAUAGCGACAGCGACAGGUCGACCGAUCGGCCGGCCGUUUGAUCGGGGAAAGCCUUGAAAACCAACUGUCCUGCGCACUUCUCGGGCUCGGAUUGUACCCUGGACUCCGGGGAGCAGGCACCACUCCUACGUUGCCUGCUUUUCGGCUUGCUAGGAUCAUAUCGUACCGUAACCUGAGGAGCGGCAACCGCGAGGACGAUCGGCCGCUAUGCUUCAGCAAAAUGGUUCUGCAAAAAGAAGAACUCGAGCAAAAACAUCUUCAUCUGGUACAAAUCGUCGAAAGUGAAAAGACAGCAAAAUGGCAAUAUACACAACAAUGCGAAGAACUAACCGUCGAGAUCAAAAAGCUUCGCACCGAGUUGUGCACGUUAAAGAAGGAAUGGCGUCUGACUCCGUCGCGGCCCAUGCUUCUAGCCAGCGAUGGAACGUCCACACUGCCUACGAGCGAGGAAAGUGAAGAAAUUAAGAAGAUUAAAAAAGUACAGAGUUUUUUCCGGGGAUGGCUAUGUCGGCGACGUUGGAAACAGAUUGUUGCUGAAUACAUCAGCUCGCCGCACGCCGAAAAUAUGCGCAAACGAAACUCACUUGUCUUCAGAAUGGUGGAAUCGGAAGAGGAUUACGUUGAACGACUGCAGCUACUCGUAUCCUGCUUUCUAAGACCGUUCAAGAUGGCGGCCAGUUCCCAAAAGCCUCCCUGUACUCACGACGAGGUCAGCUCGAUCUUCCUCAACAGUGAGACGCUGAUGUUCCUACACCAGAUUUUCUUGAAGGGCCUGACAGCCCGGAUGGAAAGCUGGCCUACACUGGUCCUUGGGACAGGAGACCUUUUCGACAUGCUGCUCCCGAUGCUAUCCAUCUACCAGGAAUACGUGCGAAACCAUCACUUUUCGCUGCAGGUACUCGCUGAAUGUAAACAACGAGAUAAAUUCGCCAAUAUCCUGCAACGACUCGAAGAGAAAACUGUACUUCAGGGCAGAACGCUAGAGACCUUUCUCACGUAUCCCAUGCAUCAGGUCCCGCGAUAUAUCAUCACACUUCAUGAGCUUCUGGCACAUACGCCCCACAACCACGUUGAGAGGCGAAGCCUUGAAAACGCUCGCGCCAAAUUAGAAGAGCUUUCCCGGCAAAUGCACGACGAAGUAAGCGAGACAGAGAAUAUUCGAAAGAAUCUCGCCAUCGAACGAAUGAUAAUUGGAGGAUGCGAUAUACUCCUCGACGUUAACCAGGUGUUUAUUCGUCAGGGCAAUGUGAUUCAGGCGGCGGCAGUAGACAAGUCGCGGCGCGCCCGCAUCGUCUCGAAGGGAAGCGAUCAGGUUCGCCAGUGUUACCUCUUUACCAAUCACAUGCUGCUAUGCAACAGGACAUCCGCCGGCAAGCUACACCUCAUAGAAGGCAUAGGCAAAAUACCCUUGGCAGACGCGACGCUCAUCGAGGAUCCGAAUGAGCAGUUUCAGUUUAUGAUUGACGAUGGAGAAGGGUCCAUCUGCUCAUCGAUGAGCAAUUGUGAUAGUCAACUAAAUUUAAACCAGAACAACCAGGCAUCUUCUAACGGCCAGGAGAAAGACUACGGAGGUUUAGACUUCAAAAUAAUCGUCGAUUUCAAAACAGGCCCUCCAAUUACGAUCCAUUUGGUAGCACCGACCAUGCAGGAGAAGGCUGCCUGGACCUCAGAUAUCUCCCAGUGCAUUGACAAUGUGCACUUUAACGAUCUGUUCCACGGAACCCUGAGCGACGCGUCCUCGAUCACGAUGCCUCACUCGAUAAGGAACGAUUCCCGCCUGUUCAAGGACGAUGUAGACAUCCGCUUCAGUCGAACCCUCAACUCCUGCAAGCUCCCUCAGAUCAGAUACGCCAGUCCAGAACGGCUGUUUGAGAGACUCACCGACCUACGUUUCCUAUCGAUUGACUUCCUCAAUACGUUCUUGCUCACAUACCGAGUCUUUACCGACGGCGUUAAAGUGCUCGAGGCACUUAAAAAGGUGCACUACCAACCAGAACUUCAGAACAAUGACGACGCCGCCGGUCUGCUAGGCGAGGGUCCGCCACACGGCGUCAUGCCUGGCUCCGGAGAUCCCGACAUUCAUAUGAGAUUAGCCAGCAUGCUCGUGGUCGAUUAUGAUUACUCUCGUCGAGUGAGCUCGGCCAGCAUGAACAGCGAGUGCGGGGGCGACAGCAAUAUGGCGGCCGGCCCCGGGGGCCACGAUAUGCACCGGGGCUCGACUGUUUCCGCCAGCGACCUCAUCGCGAACACUUCCAAGAUCACAACGACGCACACUGCCGCCGCUACACCUGGAUCCACCGAAUGGCUCUAUACGAAAGGACAAUCUCAUUGGAGGUUGAGUCAUAGAAGGCUGGAAGAGGGUGACUCACCCUCCAAGCGACGAAUGGCCGAUACGCUGGCUGACAAGCCCAUCGACGAGGCCGGCGAGGAAAACGCGUCCACCUCCAAAGACAUUCAAGCUUGUGGUAUGGACCACCAUCUUGACCAGCAGCACGGUCAACGGCAACAAGGAAACUCUAGGCGAUCGUCUACAGUACCGUCCUCAGAACGGGAGAAUCUCCACGCGCCGAUUGCUGUCAGCGAAUCACUCAGUGAUACCGCGUCGAUUGUAGAGCAAUCCACGCCUACCGCAGAUGGCGAUGCAAAUGGAAGGAACUGCAUCGUCAUCAGAAAUGCAGACGACGUGGAUGAAUCGAGUAACAACCAAAUCGGCCAAGGACUCACCCAUGCCGGUGUAACUUUAAUGGCAGGUUCGAUCUCUGCAGCUGGUACGACCGUUGCAUCGGGUAGUCAAGCGCCAGCAAACGUUAGUGGGCUUACCAACGGCAGCCAGACGGCAUCGAGUGUUCAUGCGACGCCAUCGAGGGUGGCUCGCGUUAUAAAUCCAGUGACAUGUAGCCAGUCUUCUCCGAACGUUAUGAGUUACCUUAGAGUUCGAGGUGCACAAGGCAAGCGCGGAAGCUACGACACGGAAUCGAGCUCGACAAGCCAAACACCUCGCGGAAGCUUCCAAACAGAGUCCGCAAUUAUGCUUUUGACACCGCGUACGAGCCUCGCAUUCUCGGAGAAUCCGACGCUAAGCUCACGUGCCGGCGUUAUUGUAUCGUGCGCACGCAGUUCAGCCCGCCGUUCAUCAACGGCUUCGGCAGCGGCGGCUUUCGCCGCAGCCACGGCGGGAUCUUCGAAUCCACCUGAACCAUCUCCGCCACAAGGUCCAACAGUGAAUAUGUCGCAACCGCCUUCACGGGUCGGCAGCCGACUUCCAUCGCAGGUAGGUGGCGACCUGAAGAUCCCCAAUUUAGGACCAAACGCCACUAAGGAACAGCUCAAUGCAUAUAUGCUGCACGCAAAGAGGGAGAGCAUGAUUUCUACCGCAGCAACCAUGAGAGUCCUCAACGUCCUACGUCACUGGGUGUCGAAACAUUCCCAGGACUUCGAAAACGAUGAACGAUUGCACCAAAUGACAACAGAGUUCCUCGAUGAGUUGGUGCACAACAUGAGCCUACUUCCAGCCGAACAUAAGGCUGCAGCUCAGCUACUACAAAUGAUGAACAAUACCAAAAAAGAUGAAAAUCAAGCCGAUGUCGAUCUGGAUAUCCUGCUCGCGCCUCAUAUGACGCCGAGCAAAGAGAACGUUGAAAGCCUCUCAGCCUUAGAAAUUGCCGAGGGAAUGACCUAUCUCGACCAUAAGAUAUUCAUCAAUAUUCGAAGCGAGGAAUUUCUUGGGCAGGCGUGGAUGAAGCCCGAGAAGGCCACGAAGGCCGGCCAUAUUUUGCUCAUGACGCGACGCUUUAACGACGUCAGUCGGUUGGUGGUUAGCGAGAUCAUGCGCUGCCCCGAGAUGUCAAAACGCGUUGCCAUCAUCGAGAAGUGGGCGGCGGUCGCUGAUAUUUGCCGCUGCUUGCAUAACCUAAACGGCGUGCUUCAGAUCUGUGCCGCCUUCAUGAAUUCAUCUGUAUUUCGCCUCAAGAAAACCUGGGAACGAGUAUCCAAGACUACAAAGCAAACCAUAGACAAACUCCAAACGCUCGUGUCGGCGGACGGGCGAUUCCGAAACAUGCGAGACGCUCUUCACCGUUGUGACCCGCCCUGUAUUCCUUAUUUAGGCAUGUACCUGACGGAUCUCUCAUUCAUCGAGGAAGGCACCCCGAACUUCACGGACGAAGGGCUGCUUAAUUUCUCAAAGAUGCGGAUGAUUGCUCACGUUAUUCGCGAAAUCCGACAUUUCCAGCAGACGCCAUACAAGAUCGAACAGAUACCGAAAGUGUUCAACUACUUGCUAGACCCAGGCAGACUAAUGCCCGACGAAGAACUAUACCGGCUCUCUCUUUGUCUUGAACCGCGGCUGUCUAGGUUAGGCACAAAAUUACCUACGACGUCGCAACCAUCCUCCACACAGAAUACGCAAUUCACGACGACGACCACCACCACGUACACAUCCUCCCUUUCGCCAACACAUCACCACAGCCACUGAGAGGUCCUGAAGGCCCGUUAGGACACGGACUAACAGACAAACUGCCACCCAUUGCAAAUAUUCGAAUGGGAGGACAGCCAGACCCCGGCUAGGUUUGACUAUGCUCUCGGAAAGACACAGAAUAUAUAAUACAUUGCCUAGUAUACAUAUAAUAAUGAAUGCUAUGAGUUAACUCUAUUUUUGCCAGCGUCGCAAUGUUCUAUUGACACCGUAACCAUAUAACCACAAAGUCAACUCGAGAAGCAUCUGUACACCAGUUCCACGCGUCGGCAAGCUGUUUCCCGCCUUGUCCUUACCAACGGCUCCUUAGUCAAUUUAAAUUUAGUCAGUUUAACACGUCACAUCUGUACGCCCGUGCGCGUGAAUACGCUACCACAUCAGCCACACAGGAGCCGCAACCGCUACAUGCCAAACGAACAAAAUCAUCAUCAAUCCCGACUUACUAAGUUACAUGGUAUUUCAGCCGUUGUCUACGGGUUAAGUUAAUCAGCUGAUUAUAAACAUAAGAAGUAUGUUCAUGUUUCAAUCAGCGUUCUUUAGUAAAGUAUGUGCCGUAUGCUUGGUUCGUCGCACCUGACUCUCAUGCAUCGUCCUAUAGCUGUUUCUGUCUCCCUAUAGCAAUCCAUACUACUACUAUACAACCAUUAUAUGAGCUGCUGCUAGAUAAAUCGUAGUGCUCUCUUGUAUGGAACAUAUGCGAUGCGUAACAGCAUGCUAGCUUCGUGCUUUCCGGGCUACCAGCCAGCUGUGCUUUGUUUCAGCGCCGUUGUCUCGGCCUCCCUCCGGCGUUGCGGACUCUUCACAUAAUAACCGCUUCUUACUGAACGAUAAGGACGCAAUUGACAACUACAUCGAAACAAAAGAAGAAAAACGGCUGAAUAAUAUCUGCUAUCGACUAGACACAUAUGCUUAGGUGCGCAUCAAGUCAUUAAAUAGCCAAUAUGACGAUUAAGUUCGGAGAGAGAUAGGGAAACGUAAAUAAAGGCUGUCUUUUGGGACUUUUAAAUGAUCACUAAUCGAUACAUGUUCGCGUAUCUGCACUUAAGCCAAAUUUUAAAGAUCUCUUCUAAAGCGCUCAAUAUCGGUAUAUCUCGGAUCAGUUUGAAGAGCCGCAGUCUCGUGCGAAGACGCCGCGUGACUAGGGCGUCUGCCCCUUGCCCUCCACAGUGCCGUGUAUAUUCACAUGGAAAUAAUUAUGUGACAAGUUAUCCUGAGUUUACAAACAACCCAAUCAGAUUUUUUCACAAACGCUAUAACCAGAUCAAGAAACAAUUGAAUUAGGUAACUAACGAUAAUUGGCCAUGCUAUGUAUCGACUACAGCUUUUUUAAAUGAAAUGAACUUCUCAGAUGGAUAAUUCCUUAUAACAAUGUUCGUUCUGUGUAAUUUAUCGAAUAUCUAAUGCGCUAAGCCGGUUACAUCUCUCACUGAAUUAGAGAUCAUCAAUUAUGAGGGUGUUUCGAAGUGAGAGAAAUAUCUGACUAAAUCUCUAGUUCUGAUAACGUAGUAGUCCAAUCUGAGACCGACUAUUUACCACACCCUUUGAGGCACAAUUUCGUCCAUUCUGGAAAGAAAGAACAAAAGUGGAUAGCCCUUAGCUUCCGGCAGGCGUUAGCGUCCGCCAAGUUAAACACCCUUUCCCCUUUGCCAUGGCGAGAUCGAACAUCGGCAAGAAGCAGGUGUAAAAGACAACGUACGGAGAAAAACUAGCAGAUCCUCGUGGCACAGCAGUGCUGCUUAACAGGUGAAUUACGACGCUUCUUAUAAAUAGCGUGCGUCGGUAUUACUUGCAAUCGGAAAUGAUCAACGCCAUUAUGGAAAUAUGGAGGUAAAGGUAAGCGGAAGAGAUCACCACAGUACAUUGUAGCACAUUUCUAGGUUUUAUAAUAAUGGCAACCUACAUAUAUAUAUACGAAGUAUUGAAGACUGUUUGGCUUCAGUCACACCGAUAACUUCAACAACAACAACAAUAAUAAUAUGCAGUUAAUAAACAAUCAAUGUUACAUGUAUGUAUCAGUAUUAAUGUAAACAACAAUCUCAUAAUGUGUUCAUGUGCAGCGGUAAUAACGGUCAGGCUCCGUUGAACAGGAAGCAGAUACACUAUACCACUAUUAUGUACACACAUGAUUCAAAUGAAAAAAACA
Varroa destructor (honeybee mite) is the source of this 7247-nucleotide messenger RNA. RefSeq names its product ras-specific guanine nucleotide-releasing factor 2-like. The record is from RefSeq and is a predicted model, not a curated record. Gene Ontology annotation, molecular function: guanyl-nucleotide exchange factor activity; protein binding. NCBI's taxonomy places the organism in Eukaryota, Metazoa, Arthropoda, Arachnida, Mesostigmata, Varroidae. Gene Ontology annotation, biological process: Ras protein signal transduction. Gene Ontology annotation, cellular component: plasma membrane.